This is a messenger RNA of Petromyzon marinus (sea lamprey), 4528 nucleotides long. Lineage: Eukaryota; Metazoa; Chordata; Hyperoartia; Petromyzontiformes; Petromyzontidae. The record is from RefSeq and is a predicted model, not a curated record.
GGAGGGGGAGGAGGAGGGGGAGUGUCACCGCUGUCCCGCAAGCACCGCUGGGAGAGGUGAAAUUCAGGAGCAGCAGCAGCAGCACGGGAGAGAGAGGUGGCCGAGACGGAGCGAGCCGAGAAAGAUGGGGGGCACGACGUGAACCUCCUUCCCCCUGCCCUCUGUAACGUCUUCAUCAUCGGCUUCAUCACUGAGCCCGCUUAAUUUAAAUGUGGCAUCAUCAUCAUCAGCGGAAGGAUCGUAAUCAUAAUUCGCAGCAGGAGCAAGAUAAUCAGCAGCGGCAGGAUCCUCAUCAUCCUUAGGAGCAGCGGCAGCGGCAGCAGCAGCAGCAUCAUCAUCACCAGCAGCAACAGUAGCUGCAGGAUCAUCGUCAUCAUUAGCAGCUGCAGCAUCAUCAUUAAAUCGUCAUAAUCCAUCAGCAUCAGCAGCAAUAUCAUCACCAUCAUCACCAAAUCAUUAUUGAAAUCAUAAGCGAUACCGAAACGUCGCGACGCACAGUGGUUCCAUCGCUCUGCUUGCAAGGAAGGAGGUAAAGAAGACCUGGGAUCUAACGAGGUGCACAGGCGGGCCAGGAGGAGGGGACGAAGGAGGGCUGACGAGGAAGAUUAAGGAAUACGGAGGAGGCGCGGAACCAGAGGUUGUUAACCACUCCGAAUCAUCUUCAGUCGGGAGUGUCCGAUCACUCCUCAGGCUCCCACGUCCUCUCUUUCACGGCUUCUCGACAAGAUCACGCCGGGCACGACCGCGGCGCUGUUGUCGCCCCGCACCACCCGACAGGAGGGGCGUGGUGGUGGGGAGCAUCCGCUUCAUCCCAAGUUCGAUCCCCGGGAUUUUUUUUUGUUAUUGUCGCCGUGGGAAUUUUUUUAAAGUUUUUUUUUUCCCAAUGGGAUCCUCCCGCGAUGGAUGACGGCGGCGCUUGGUGCGGCUGGUGCCCUGGAGCGAGGUGGGCAUGAAACCGCCGCCGCCGCUGCCGCCGCCGCCGGCGACGGCCCGAAAAAUGGAGCAGGGCUCGCAGCUCCCCGCGUCUCCUCUCUGGGCCUUCGCCGCCUUCCUGUUGGCGCUGACCGUCGGACCCCUGUGCAUGGGGCCCGGCACUGGCUUGAGCCGAGCGGAGACCGAGUCCAUCAUACACAUCGGGGCGAUCUUCGAGGAGUCGGCGCUCAAGGACCAGGAGGCGUUCAGCCUGGCCGUGGCCGACAUCAACGCCAACGAGGAGAUCCUGCAGAGCGAGCAGAUCACCUACUCGAUCCGCACCGUGGAGGGAGACAACCCCUUCCAGGCCCUGCAGGAAGCGUGCGAGCUGAUGGAGCAGGGCAUCCUGGCGCUCGUGAGCUCCACGGGCUGUGCCACGGCCUCCUCGCUGCAGUCGCUGAGCGACGCCAUGCACAUCCCGCACCUCUUCGUGGAGCGGGGGGGCCCCGCGGCCUCCCCCUCGUCGGCAGGGGGGGCGGCCGGCACGGGGGGCUCUCCCCGCAGCGGCUGCGAGCUGCCCCCGCACCCCCCGCCGCUGCCGCCGCAGACGACGAGCGACCCCGGGGCGCCGGGCGUGGAGGAGCCGCAGGGCUACACGCUGACCGCGCGACCGCCCGCUGUGCUUGGCCACGUGCUGACGCGCGUGCUCGCCGACUUCGCCUGGCGCAAGUUCAUCCUCUUCUACCAGGCUGGAUACGACAUCCGCGGGGUGCGCGGGUUCCUGGCGCGCGCCGCCCGCCAGGGAGCCGAGGUGUCGCUGCAGCAGGUGGACGGGAACGUGGGCCGCAUGAUCGCCUCGCUCUUCCGCUCGCUCAAGUACGAGGAGCUGAACCGCUACCGCGACUCGCUCCGCAGGGCCGUGCUGCUGCUCAACCCGCGCCUGGCGCGCACCUUCAUCGCCGAGGCCGUGGAGGCAAACCUCAUCGCGGCCGACAGCCACUGGCUCUUCCUGAACGAGGAGGUGAGCCUGGUGGAGGUGCAGGAGCUGGCGCGCGUCUCCGUCGGCCGCCUCACCGUGCUGCGCCAGGUGUUCCCCGCACCGCGCGACCCUGCGCACAGGUGCGAGCGCGAUGGGCACCACGUCUCGCCGGCGCUCUGCGACCCCCAGGAUCCCGCCUACAUGACCCCCGAGGUGAGCAGCCUGUACAUCUACGACAGCGUGGUGCUGCUCACCACCGCCUUCCACCAGAAGCUGGAGGACCGCAAGUGGCACAGCAUGGCGAGCCUGAGCUGCCUCAAGCGCUGGACCAAGCCCUGGAACGGCGGCCACUCCAUGCUGGACGUCAUCCGCCAGGGGCGCGUGUGGGGGCUGACGGGAGAGCUCCAGUUUAAUGAGCUCGGCGUGAACCCCAACCUGCAGUUCGAGGUCCUGGGCACGAGCUACGCCGACGGCGGCCAGGAGAAAACCGUGCGGAAGCUCGGCGUCUGGGAUCCCGUGAAUGGACUCAACGGCUCGCUGAGUGACAGCAUGCCAGGACGCAACAUCCGCGGGGUCACGCUGAAGGUGGCUGUCGUGCUGGACCCGCCGUUCGUGAUGAAGGCGGACAACGUCCUGGGUCAGCCCAAGCGCUUUGUGGGCUUCGCCGUCGACGUGCUGGAGGAGCUGUCGCGCCACCUGGGAUUCACCUACGACCUCUACCAGGCGCCCGACAACAGCUACGGCCGCCCGGGGCCCGGCGGCUCCUGGAGCGGCCUGCUCGGGGAGAUCCUACACAAGCAAGCGGACGCCGGCCUGGGCGCGAUGGUCAUCACGCCGGAGCGCGAGUCGGCCGUCGACUUCACGGUGCGCUUCCUGGACCGCGGCGUGGCCGUGAUGCUGCUCCGGCCCGACCCCUCGUGGCACCUGCUGUCGUGCCUCUCGCCGCUGGAGCCCGCCGUCUGGACCUGCCUCUCGGUCACCGUGUGCCUCGUGGGCGUCCUCGUGCACCGCCUCAACGAGCUGCACGGCAAGGACGAGGGCGGCGGCAGCGCCAGCGGAGGCACGGCCGACGACGAUGACUACGAGGACAUGGACGACGACGCGGACGAGGACGAGGAGGAGGACGACGCCGGAGCGCGGGCGAGCGAGAGCGGCAGCGGCAGCGGCCGAGACGGAUCCGGAUCCGCCGUGCGGCGGCGGCGGCGUGCCAGCUCGGCCUCCUGCCGGCGCAGGGCCCGAGGCCCGCGUGGCAGCGGCGGUGCUGGUCGUAGUGGCGCCGGUGGCGGCGGUGGUGGACUAAACAAGCCCCUCAGCAUCCCGACCACAAUCUGGGCCCUCUACUCUGCGCUGAUGCAGCAAGGAGGGGAGCUGGUGCUGAUGUCGGUGUCGGCGCGGGUCAUGGUGGCCGUCUGGUGGUUCUUCACGCUCAUCGUCGUCUCGUCCUACACGGCCAGCCUGGCCGCCUACCUCACCCUGUCGCGCCUCACCAGCCCCAUCAGUUCGCUGCAGGAGCUCGCGAGGCAGACGGAGAUGUCGUACGGCACGGUGCUGCACUCGAGCCUCUACGAGCAGCUGCGAGCGCGCGCCGCCAAUCCCGUGGGGCCCGAGCACGGCACCUACGCCAAGCUGUGGGAGGCCGUGAGCCGCAACAACGGCUCCGACAACUGCGUGCACGACCUGGACGAGGCCGUCCACCGGGUGAAGCGUGGGAACUACGCGUUCGUGUGGGACACGGCGGUGCUGGAGUUCGCCGCGCUGUCGGACGGCGACUGCUCGCUGAGCGUGCGGAACGUCGGCUACGACAAGGGCUACGGCAUCGCCCUGCAGCACGGCAGCCCCUACCGGGACGCCUUCUCACAGCGGCUGCUGGAGCUGCAAGAGAGCGGCGAGCUGGAGGCGCUGCGCCAGAAGUGGUGGCCUCGGCGCGGGAAGUGCGACCCCUACGGCCCGGGCCUUCCCCAGCAGCGGCCCCCGGGCCUGGAGCUGAGCAGCCUGGCCGGGGCCUUCGCCGUGCUGGCCGCGGGCCUGCUGCUGGCGUGCCUGCUGGGCGCCUGCGAGGCGUGCUGGCACCGGCGCUCCGGGAACCUGUGCCCGCCCAACGACGACAAAGAGCUGGAGAUGGAGCAGGCGCACCAGCAGAUGAAGGGCCUCGGUGCGGCGAGCCGGCACGGCGAGGGGCGACCGGGGGACGGCGACGGCGGGAGCGGCGGCGGCGGCGGCGGCGGCGACCGCGACGAGAUGCACAAGCGGAUCUUCCUCACGCCCGUGGAGCUGCCGGCUCUGGACGCCGCCCGGAGCGAGGGGUUGUGCGAGGCCUUCGAGCUGCCCACGCCGCUGCCCCUCGUCGCGGAGCCGACGGGAUCCGACGCUGCCGCUCCCGAGGCAGCAAAAGUGCAGCAGCAGCAGCAGCGGCGGCGGCAGCAGCAACAGCACCAGCAGCAGCAACAGCAAGAGCUUCACGAGAGAGAACAUCAGCAGAUGCAUCAUCAGCUUCAGAAUCCUCAUCAUCAACUGCAGCUCCAGCAGCAGCAGCAUCAACAGCAGCUGCUGCAGCAGCAAUUGCAGCAGCAGCAGCAGCAACAUCAACAGCCACAGCAGCGGCAUCAACAGCAGCUGCUGCAGCAUCAGCAGCCACAG